Messenger RNA from Penicillium macrosclerotiorum, 2922 nucleotides. RefSeq names its product ssDNA endodeoxyribonuclease RAD1. Lineage: Eukaryota; Fungi; Ascomycota; Eurotiomycetes; Eurotiales; Aspergillaceae. Gene Ontology annotation, biological process: double-strand break repair via single-strand annealing, removal of nonhomologous ends; nucleotide-excision repair involved in interstrand cross-link repair; double-strand break repair via homologous recombination. The coding region runs from base 1 to 2922 and encodes 973 amino acids. The record is from RefSeq and is a predicted model, not a curated record. Gene Ontology annotation, cellular component: nucleotide-excision repair factor 1 complex. The transcript has 8 exons. Gene Ontology annotation, molecular function: single-stranded DNA endonuclease activity; single-stranded DNA binding; damaged DNA binding.
AUGCCUCCGGAACGAACUAAUGUGCCGGUGAAGCUGUCUCUGCCGCUGCAAUAUCAGCAGGACAUCUUCACCGAGCUACGUGCCGAGGAUGAGCUAGUAAUCCUGGCCCGCGGCCUCGGCCUACUUCACUUAAUAACGAAUCUCCUUCACUUUUACGAUGCGGCUGGUAAUAAUCUAGUCCUGAUUGUCGGUGCAGAUGAUCGAGAGAAUGAAUGGAUUGGAGAAGCGCUGGCGGAGCACUAUGCUACCAGCAAGUCUCCACUCGCUAGGGGGUUGAAGGUUAUCAAUACAGAGAAGGCUACAGUCUCGAUGCGCGAGCGAAUCUAUGGAGAGGGCGGCAUCCUCAGCGUAACAUCUAGGAUAUUGGUUGUUGACUUGCUGUCGAAGCUACUCGACCCCGAGAAGGUUACUGGAAUGAUCAUUUUACAUGCUGACAAGGUCGUCGCAACUUCCCUAGAGGCAUUCAUUAUUCGAGUCUACCGACAAACAAAUAAGCGUGGUUUCCUUAAAGCCUUUUCAGACUCCCCCGAGCCUUUUACAACCGGAUUUGCCCCACUGGCGAACAUGCUGCGCAAUCUAUUCCUCCGCAAAGCAUCACUUUGGCCCAGAUUUCAUGUUUCUGUGGCGGAGGCCCUCGAAGGCCACCGCAAAGCAGAAGUGAUCGAGUUAGAUGUUCCGAUGAGCGCCAAAAUGAGAGAGGUCCAGAAUGCAGUUCUUGAAUGUGUUGAGCUCAGUAUCGCCGAACUUCGAAAAUCUAACACUGGGCUAGACAUGGAGGAAUGGACGCUUGACAGCGCUUUGCACAAAAACUUUGAUGUUUCUAUCAGACGGCAGCUGGACCCAAUAUGGCAUCGUGUAACUUUCAGGACCAGGCAGAUUGUCAGUGAUCUCACAGACCUUCGAGCCAUUCUUCAUGCUCUGCUUACUUAUGAUGCCGUGUCUUUUGUGAAAUAUCUGGAUACAAUAGUCGCGGCACAUGCCCCACCUCCCGGUUCAAACAAACAUAAUCACUCUCCUUGGCUAUUUCUUGAUGCCGCUCAUGUUCUUUUCCAGACAGCUAGGUCAAGGGUCUAUGAAGGAAAACUGAACAGUGAAAUGUCUCUUGCCUGGUCAUCUACCAAUUUUUCAGCAGAGUUGCAACCCGUCUUGGAACCUCUUCCCAAAUGGAGGGUGCUAGCAGAGGUCCUUGAAGAGAUUGAGCACGAUACUUAUCUUCAUCCCGCAAGUAAGGAUGAAUCUAACAGUACGAUCUUGAUCAUGUGCAGUGAUCAACGAACAUGCCGUCAACUUCGCGAAUUUAUCAGCACCAUGCACGUCAGAAUGCCACACGGAUCAGACGUAAGAGGCGAGGAUGAUGAAAGGGCUGAAGAAGGAUCUUCUGCUGAAAUUAUGAUGCGGCGUCGACUGCGAGACUAUCUUAAUUGGAAGCGGUCGCUCUCCAAGGUCAACAAAAACCUAUCUCAGUCUGGGGAGAACGAUAAAUCUGGAAGACCUGAAGCUUCUGCAAUAGCUCAGCAACAAGGGAGACCUCCCCCGAAUAAACGCCGCCGAGUGCGUGGGGGAGGAGCAGUGAAUUCCGCCUCUGGCCGCGUACCAAAUAGCAGUGUUCAAAACGAGGUUGAGCUACCAAGUCAGGUUGUCAGCCUCCUGGAAGACAUCCAACCCACCGAAAUUGAGGAAAUGCAGAAAGAAGAGAUUGUUAUAGACGACCUUGAGGUCACGGAAGAUUAUUACGAACUAUACGACAUGGACGAACUAGUCAUGAUACAUCCAUAUGACGGUGACAUGGAUGAGCAUAUUUUAGAGGAAACUCGACCUCGUUACAUUAUAAUGUACGAACCAGAUGCAGCAUUCAUUCGCAGGGUGGAGGUCUACCGCAGCUCCCAUGUAGGAAGAAAUGUGAAGGUAUAUUUCAUCUACUAUGGCGGCUCAGUGGAGGAACAGCGUUAUUUGAGUGUCGUGCGACGAGAAAAGGAUUCAUUUACCAAGCUGAUCAAAGAGAAAGGGAAUAUGGCUGUAACCCUGACGCAUGAUAAAAGUGCCGAAGAUCCUCAGGAACAAUUCCUUCGCACAGUCAACACUCGAAUCGCCGGAGGCGGACGUCUGGCAGCGACGGCGUCUCCUCCACGAGUAGUGGUUGACGUAAGAGAGUUUCGAAGUGCUCUCCCAUCUCUCCUCCAUGGCAAUAAUAUGGUUGUGAUUCCUUGCCAGUUAACUGUGGGUGAUUACAUUCUCACGCCAGACAUCUGCGUUGAACGAAAAUCAAUCCGUGAUUUGAUCACCUCUCUCCGCAAUGGCCGCUUAUAUAACCAGGCCGAGACGAUGCUCCAGCAUUACAAGAACCCCCUUCUCUUGAUCGAGUUUGACCAGAACAAAUCUUUCACCUUCGAUGCUUUUGCAUCCAUCACUACCAAUAGUACCUUCCUGACUGAUUAUGGUUUUUCGUCCUCUGGACAGGCUACCAGCUCAAGCAGCAGUGCCCUUGCCAACCCCUCAAACCCCAAAUCUGCUCAACAUCUCUUGGUCCUGCUCACCCUGGCUUUUCCAAAGCUGAAAAUAAUUUGGUCCUCCUCGCCCUACCAGACCGCCGAGAUUUUUUCUGAGCUUAAGAAGAAUAGCGCUGAGCCUGAUCCUCUUCGAGCUGUACAGAUCGGUCUUGACAUUGAUCUCUCUGGGUCUUCACAUCCGGGCGACGUCAUGGCUGCAGCUGGAAUUGAACACAGAACAUUCAAUCUCCUACCACAGGAUAUGCUACGUGCUGUGCCUGGUGUCACCCCUCAGGCACUCGAUCGAUUGAUUGUCGAGACAGAAAACAUCCACGAAAUUGCAAACAUGGACGUAGAACAGCUUGAUCCGCUGGUCGGAAAAGAAGCUGCUCGAAAAAUCGUUGCUUUCUUCCGGAAGAGUGUUUUCGAGGACUGA